CCCCUGGUCCGAUCGCAGAGAGUCACAGACUGACACCCCGACUGAAACUCAAGUAGAAAAAAAAUUGCAGACGAUCUUGCGUCAGUCCUCACCGAAGGAUUUUGUAUUGUUUUGUGAUAAUUUUUAUUUCUUAUCAGUACUCUCGUGAUAAGAUUAGUUAUUUUGUUCUGUAGACUGAACAUACCAAUACGGCUGUGUUAUAAAUUUGUGAAAUCGAUCAAGCAGUAUGGACACAGCUCGCACAAGAGGCGAUGGAAUGGAAAAUGAAGCAAUAAAUGUUGCGGCAUCAUCAUCAGUGCAAUACCAGCAACGGAAGUCUUCCGAUACUAACGGCGGUGUUUUCGCUGGCAACAGCGGCGAGAUAAAGCUGCCCACCGAUUUGGAGUUGCAACGCCUGCUACCUCAUUCCGGCUCGAACCCGAUUUACCGUCCCACAGAACUGGUUGCCGUGGGCAACGCCUCGCUUCCUCCGACUGUGCCAAAGGGCAAAAUUUUCAAUCUAGUUCCCAAGUUGGUGCCUCGCAGCAGAGCCUACUGCGACAAAAACAGCAGCAGCAAUCUGAAGAGCCGGGAGCCAAAAUUCGUGCCAUUUGAACCGUACAAGGGAGCGGUUAAUCCGAUAAUUCCAUUCAAGAAUAACGAGAACCGAGUCAAGAUCAGCGAUAGGAACAAUCUGGACUUGAACGUGCUGGUGUCGCAAAUGUCCACCAUCACGAGCAAGGAACUGGGAGGGAUGGAAGCGGCCAAAAUACAGGAAUUCGACGCGGAAAAGCAAAAGUAUCAGAAGGAAAUCGACGAAUUAAAGAAGGAACGAGACUACUUCCAGGGCCAGCUUAAAUUUCAGGCACAAGUAAACUCGGAACUGAAAAAUUUGCUGGUGGCUGCCGUCGGGGAAGAUCUGCAGACCAAGGUAAACGUUCUAACCGAGGAUAAGCUCCAUUUGGCCCGAAAGCUGCUAAAUUCAGCGGAGAAUCUGUCCUCCCACACUGAACAAAUCGAGUUCCUCGCCGGCCAGAGCGAAGUGUGGCGCAGCAAGUUCCUGGCCAGCAGCCUGAUGGUAGAGGAACUUGCCCGCUGGAAGACCAGUCUCUUGCAGAAGAACCGUAUGCUGCUUGCCUCGAACAAGGAAAUGCUAGAAACGACUUCCAAGCUGCGCGAAAUGCAGCUCGACAUCCUGCGUAAUCUCAAGUUCCUAUCCAACCGGAAGGACAUUUCGCUCCCGUCGGCCAACGUAUUGGAUCUAACCGCCGAAAGUGUCAACCUUUCCGAACAGCUCGUCUUGGCCCAUUCGGCACUGGGAAUGCCGGAGCCACUGGAACUGACCGGGCUGGACACUAUGUGCCCGGCGGAAAAGCUAGCGGUUCAAGCGCUGCAGCAUUCGAACGAACCGUUGAUGAACACGGAUGAAGCAUUCAGGGCCAUCGUGGGGCAGGCAUUCCCUUCGAUCAAUACCAUGAAGCACCACCAGGCGGCGACAAUGGCGGAAUCACACGGCACUGCGGACUUUGUCGUGGUAGAAAAUCCAGCCGUUGAAACAACGCCACACGUGGAGCAGUAGGAUCGAGGUAGGCGUUUUUUAUUGUUUUGUAGUUUGCUCGUUUUGGGAUGAAUAAGGGGAUGUAAAAAGCAUUUUUGAGUCAGCAAUCAAAAUCCACUGCUAUUAAGGCAUAUAAACUUCGGAUGCAAUCUGUUUUAAACAUAGGUUAGCUCUAUAAAAUUAGUCAUAUAAGUUUUAUCGUAUUAUCUACGUGAGAAGAACGUGAGAGUGUACAUUCU
Molecule: messenger RNA, 1776 nt
Organism: Aedes albopictus (Asian tiger mosquito)
Lineage: Eukaryota; Metazoa; Arthropoda; Insecta; Diptera; Culicidae
Product: golgin-45
Exons: 3
Coding region: 227-1558 (443 amino acids)
Biological process (GO): Golgi to plasma membrane protein transport; Golgi organization
Cellular component (GO): Golgi membrane
Source: RefSeq, a predicted model, not a curated record